[Torrubiella] hemipterigena is the source of this 1013-nucleotide messenger RNA. Lineage: Eukaryota; Fungi; Ascomycota; Sordariomycetes; Hypocreales; Clavicipitaceae. The record is from the annotation of a GenBank genome assembly.
CCCAUUUUCGACUGUGUCCUUUCCUGCUCUAGAAAUAAUAUCCACUGGAAUAUUUUUCUGCAAUACCAUUGAAAAACCCCAAUUAAUCGAUAUACUGCGAAAGAACUGUCAUGUCUGACCCUGUGCCAUCUGUCGCUAUGCCUGAAGCCGAUGAUGCUUUUCAGCGUGGGCUAUUCACUCGCUUGGCCAACGACCCUGAGUUCUCAGUCGCUGAUGCGGUGGCAAGCUUCGUGAAGUUUGAGGCCGAAGAGACAAAUUUUCUUACUCAUAGCCAGAACCACAUAUUGCCUUGGAAAACAUUCUACGCUCUAGCUCAAGUCGCCAAGGAAACAUCAGCAAGCGACAAGCUGGACAAGCUGGUGGGCUUUGUUAUGGAGCUGGAGACGAUUGAAGUGUUGAAUCCUGAAACAGGGAAGCUGGUAAUGCAUGAGAAUGGCCGUGUAUGGAACGACUUGCCAUAUUUUGGAUGGACUUUCGGCGAUGAGUUGAACACCGGCAUCCGAGGUUUUGAUGAAAAGGUGGUACCACCUGAAACACUGAAACGCAUGGAAAACUUGGUCAUCUACACUGCACGCCUGAGCAAUGCGACUGAUGUUCCGUAUUCGCAUCCAACGGCGCCAAACACCGACUUUACCGGCUGGUCGAUGCAUGACUUUCGCAAUGCAUUCAACGAACCAGAGCAGAGGUUCGAAGAAAAGAAGAUGGCCACGAGAUGCUGGUGUCUCUGGUUAAUCCAUGCAGGUGAGCGAAUGCUGACCAACUGCCAACACGCACCAUGCUGGCCAAGCCUCUCUGUCGAUGAGAUAACCCAAGAGGCAUGGGAGAUUUGGAGGAGCAAGACGAAAACAGCACGCGACGUGUUCGAUGAAGAUACGACGAGACUGGUGGAUGAGGCGCUGAGGAGUAUGCGUGCUGCUGAAGACAAGCACGGGGGGCCAUACAGCAUCAAGGACGCUAAAAGUUCUUGAUCCAAAGCCAUAGAAUAGAUUAAAAUACCAUAGAAUUGCUUCCGU